This is a messenger RNA of Onychostoma macrolepis, 1376 nucleotides long. RefSeq names its product chromosome 11 C19orf25 homolog (gene c11h19orf25). NCBI's taxonomy places the organism in Eukaryota, Metazoa, Chordata, Actinopteri, Cypriniformes, Cyprinidae. The record is from RefSeq and is a predicted model, not a curated record. The transcript is spliced from 2 exons. Bases 60 to 386 code for a protein of 108 amino acids.
GCUGUAUAAAUGUCACAUCCUUGUUCUUUAAAAUCGGAGCUGGUGCGUCUCCAGUCAGGAUGAAUUUUGGUUCCAAAAGCAAGAAGCGGAUGGUGCUGCCGUCCAGACCGGAUCCGCCGACCGUGGAGCAGAUCAUGGAGGACGUGAACCGAGCCUGUCCCAGCGAUCCGGUGUUCACCGUUUCACACGAUUCUGCUGAAGAUCUGAAAACCAGUUCCAGCAGCAGCGAAGUGGAGGUGAGAUACCUGCAGAGCAGACGCUACAUAGAGCUGCAUGAGCGAUUGCAAGAGGAACGUGGCAAUCUCACACGGCGGAGAGAUGAGCUGCGUGCGGCUGGGGAGUCUUUGGAGCACGGCAUGAUGGAGGUGAAGAGGAGCGCUCUGUGAAAACUCGCCUGUAGCUUUUGAACUUGAGAUUUGCUCAUUCAGUAGCUGAUGAUUUGAGCAUGGCACUUAAUUUCCACGAAAGAGCCUUUCCUCUUGCUAAGCUGUCAUCAUAAUAACGCUCUAAAUGUGCCACUUGGACACUUCUGACAUUUUCAAUUUAUGUUCAUGAUAUUUCUGGCUGAUCUGUUUUUUUUAUUAAAUCUACUUGGUCAAUGUUAAUGUGUUGUGUGUGUUCAGUACUGUAUAAGUGCAGUCCAUUUCACAAGUUGUGCAGUCUUAAUGCAUUUUUCAUUAAUGUAAUUUGCAUCUAAUUUUCACAAUCCAAGCUUUCUUGAUUUUAUUGAUGACUGGAAUUGUUCAGGGUAGACUGUAUAUAUUAUAUUAGGGUGACCAUACGUGUCAUUUUUCCUGGACACGUCCUUGCCAGGAUUUGUUUUGGCUUUGUUUUCAUUCUUGCUGAAGGUAAUGAUCGAAAAGUAGUUUGACCAAUAACAUGCAGGCAUUGUACAUAAUGGAACAAUCAUGGUGUGUGAGAAGGUGGGAUCUACGGUCAAAGCGAUGCAGAUAUGCGUACUUAUUAGGUGUGUUCGACUUAAAGCGCCAUGGCUCAGACCGAUCGGAGUUUGACAUCAAAGUACCUCGAGAGCGAUUUGAAAGCAUAAGGAACCGUCUGAUGUCAUACAUCGGUCACAAACAAAGCCAAAACCUAGAUAUUUUAGGCAAUAUAGAAAUACUGGCCAGGACGCGUCCAGGAAAAAUGGCACAUAUUGUCACCCUAAAUUUAUAUGUAUGUAUAUAUUCACAGUGACGUGUGUUAAAGUGGAGAUUAAUAGCCUGCUAAGGGACUAAUUAUCUAUACAAAAAUCCUUAAUUUUAAAAUGUAAAGAUCUCACAGCUUGUGAUUUCUGUGGCUUUCGUGCAUUGGUUCUCAAGCUGUGGUCCAUAAUUGGCCAGUAAAAAAAACUCAAAGCAGUAGCACAGAGUCUGAUU